This is a messenger RNA of Coniophora puteana RWD-64-598 SS2, 2728 nucleotides long. RefSeq names its product cobalamin-independent methionine synthase. The record is from RefSeq and is a predicted model, not a curated record. The coding region runs from base 34 to 2328 and encodes 764 amino acids. Gene Ontology annotation, molecular function: zinc ion binding; 5-methyltetrahydropteroyltriglutamate-homocysteine S-methyltransferase activity. Lineage: Eukaryota; Fungi; Basidiomycota; Agaricomycetes; Boletales; Coniophoraceae. The transcript is spliced from 8 exons.
CGACUACCAUCUACCAUCUCCCUCUUCAGAAAAAUGGUUUUCUCCAGCGUUCUUGGCUUCCCCCGAAUCGGUGCCAACCGUGAGGUCAAGAAAUCCGUUGAGGCCUACUGGGGUGGAAAGAUCCCCGUUGAGGAUCUCCAGAAGACCGUUGCUGAGGUCAAGAAAUACAACUGGACCAACGUCCAGUCUCGCGGUGUCGACUUGAUCCCAAGCGGUGAAUUCUCCCUCUACGACCAUGUCCUCGAUCAUUCCGCUGCUUUCAACGCUAUCCCCAAGCGUUAUCAGGGUCUCGGCAUCAGCGACCUUGACGUCUACUUUGCUAUGGGCCGUGGUCGCCAAACUGGCGGUGUUGAUGUCCCCGCUUGCGAGAUGAAGAAGUGGUUCGACUCCAACUACCACUACGUCGUCCCCGAGCUGUCGGACGAGACCGACUUCAAGCUGGUCCACAACAAGGCCUUGGUCGAGUACAACGAGGCCAAGGCUCUGGGCAUCACCACUCGCCCUGUUGUUCUCGGCCCCAUAUCUUACCUCGUUCUCGGCAAGCCCGCCAGAGAGGCCCCUGCCUCCUUCGAGCCCAUCACUCUUCUUUCCAAGCUUCUUCCCGUGUACAAGCAGCUCCUAACGGAACUCAAGUCUGCAGGCGUUGAGUCCGUCCAGAUCGAUGAGCCCAUCCUUGUCCUCGACAGGGCUGCGAAUCUCGAGAAACAGUAUGCUUCUGCAUAUGCCGAGUUGGCCCCUGUCGCUCCCAAGAUCGUCCUCACCACUUAUUUCAACCGCCUCGACGCCAACCUCAAGUUCGUUAGUAAGCUUCCUGUCGGCGGCCUUCACAUCGACCUUGUUCGUGCACCUGGUCAGCUGGAUGAGGUUAUUGCUGCUGUGAAGAACACCAACUUGGUUCUCUCUUUGGGUCUUGUGUCUGGCCGCAACAUCUGGAAGAACGACUUCACUGCUUCCAUCAAACAGGCGCAGAAGGCUGUCUCAGCCUUGGGUUCUGACCGUGUCAUCGUUGCCACCUCUUCGUCUGUCCUUCACACACCUGUCACCCUUGCUUCGGAGAAGAAGCUCCCUGAUCAGCACCGCGACUGGUUCUCUUUCGCGCUUGAGAAAGCUGCUGAGGUUGCCACUAUUGCUGCAGUCGUCAACGGCUCCCAGGAUGCCAAGAUCGCCGCCGCCCUGGAAGAGAACAAGGUUUCCAUCGCCAAGAGGCGUGAGUUCGAGUCAACCUCGGACGAUGCUAUCCGCAAGCGUGUGGCUGCCAUUACCCCGGACAUGUACAACCGCAAGAGCCCGUUCGCCGCUCGCAAGGCGGCGCAGGACCAGGCUCUCAAGCUGCCCAAGUUCCCUACCACUACCAUCGGCUCCUUCCCUCAAACCAAGGAGAUCCGUACGGCCCGCGCCAAGCUGGGCAAGGGAGAGCUUACCCCGGCCGAGUACGAGAAGUUCAUCGAGCAAGAGAUUCAGAACGUCGUGGCCUUCCAGGAGGAAGUUGGCCUCGAUGUGUUCGUUCAUGGCGAGCCAGAGCGCAACGACAUGGUGCAAUACUUCGGCGAGCAGCUGAACGGCUUCGUCUUCACCCAGAAUGCUUGGGUUCAGAGCUACGGUUCUCGUUAUGUUCGUCCCCCCAUCAUCGUCUCAGACGUCAGUCGCCCUGGCCCCAUGACCGUCAGAUGGAGCAGCUAUGCUCAGAGCCUCACCAAGAAGCCCAUGAAGGGUAUGUUGACUGGACCCGUCACCAUCCUCAACUGGUCCUUCCCCCGUGACGAUGUUUCUCGUAAGCUGCAGUCCCAGCAGCUGGCUCUGGCUCUCCGUGACGAGGUCCUUGACCUCGAGAAGGCUGGCAUUACCGUCAUCCAAGUCGACGAGCCUGCCAUCCGUGAGGGUCUCCCUCUCCGUCGCUCAGACUGGGAUGAGUAUCUCGAAUGGGCCGUCGACACCUUCAAACUCUCGACUGCAGGCGUGGCUGAUUCCACUCAGACCCACUCUCACUUCUGCUACUCCGACUUUGGCGACAUCUUCACGUCCAUCCAGCGUCUCGAUGCCGAUGUUAUCUCGAUCGAGUUCUCCAAGAGUGACAUGAAGCUGCUCCACACCUUCCAGCAGUUCGGUUACUCUAACCAGAUUGGUCCCGGUGUUUACGACAUCCACUCCCCCCGUGUUCCCAGUGAGGAAGAGAUCAGAGAGCGUCUCAAGGCUUCUCUUAAGAUCAUCCCUGAUCACCUCAUGUUCGUCAAUCCUGACUGUGGUCUCAAGACCCGCCAGUGGAAGGAGACGAAGGAGUCGCUCGUUAACCUGGUUGCUGCCGCUCGUUGGGCCCGCGAGAACGCCUAAAUCCCCUUUUCCCUUGCGCUUCAACAGCGCCCAUGAAGCGGUUAACUUAUCGACAUUCUCGUGGCGAGGUGUCGCUUUGACCUUGGGUAGUUGUGGCGAUGGAUUCUUUGACGGUGUCAUACAUACGCCGAGGCAUACUAGUGCCGCUUUAUGGGCCCGCGUCUUGCUGAGGGAGGCUGGGACUGCACGCCCGGAAAAUCAUAUCAGGGAUUUCAACAAUCCAUAAUGUUAUAUUAGUCGAUGCAUAUUCAAUGUGAAGCCAGGCGGUCACUGCUGUGACCGCUGUUGUACGAGUAAACCUGGGGGUACACUAUCGAUAUCGUUUUUGCCUUGAUCAUGAACACCAGUGAACACCUUAUAGCGGUUUGCAAAAAGAUGGGGAAAAGCCUCCGACGUGUAA